AUGUCAGUUGAUCCCAAAUUUGCAAAUUUGCCAUGGAUUGCACAUGAUGAACCAGAUGUUUAUGAAACAGAUGAUUUACCAGAAGCCGACCAGAGAAAAUCCGAGAGUGAAGUUGAGCUGAUUUUGCCUAAGGAAAUAGAAAACACAUCAAUUUCAGCUGAAAAAGCUCGCCAACGCUUUGAACACUGUAAGGUCGAUGCGAAAGAUGCGGACUUUUCGGAUAAAAUUACCGGAUGUGGCAAAGUUGGUUAUGCAGUAGAGUGCUCUGAAUACGAAUCGAAUCCAGUUAGCGGCCCUGAUUCAACUCUUACGGCUCGUUUCCAACACCUUCAAUCAGAAGUACUUCAGCUGAUCAGUGAUGCAGAAACAAUUAAGAAGGAAGCUGGCGCGAGUGCUAGUAGCGGUGACCUCACUGUUGAGCAGAUUUCAGAUCUCGCAUCCAAACUAACUACUCAGUUAAGCCAACUUCAAUUGGAAGACAUCUUCGGUCCGAACCUUGAUCUCACAGACUUAUGUGCUCAUGAUACUGUGCUCCAGAAGCGUCUUUUCGAGCAGAUUGCGAAUUUCAAGCCGAAAAAGGCACCACAUAAGGAGGGCGAACCUGACGAGAGUAUUACAUUUGAAUUGUUCUCAAAACCUUCUGACAAAGUCGAUGCCGCUAAUGAAAAAGCUUUAGAGUUAGAUCGUCGACUUCAACGUUUGGAGGCUCUUAUUGGUUCCCGUGAUGUCUCUGUGACCGGGCCCAAUGGACUCGUGGAUGCUGCAGCUCGUCUUGUAGAGCAAGUCGCCCUACUACAGCCUAGUUACUUAGAUCAGGUUGAGGCUCGAAUUGCCACGCUGCAGUCUAAAUUGACGAAUGCCUCCAAAAACUCUGAAAGUUCGGUUAUUAACGAUGCUGCCAAACAGGCUAAGAUUGGUGAACUAUUUGAGAUUGUGAAAAAGUGGGACUCGUUCUCCACUGAUCUCCCACUUGUUAUUGAUCGCCUCAAAAAUUUAAAAGCUCUCCAUGAACAAGCUUCGGAGUUUAGCACGUCACUGGUAAAUAUGGAUGUUGCUCAGAAAAAAAUUGAGGAGAAACUUGCUGCCUAUGAAGUACAACUCAAUAGCGCCCAGGAAUCCCUAUCGAAUGCAUUGGAGGUUUUCAAGGAGAAUUCACAGGCUCCUGAGAAAUCCUUGAAGACUUAA
Rodentolepis nana is the source of this 1185-nucleotide messenger RNA. NCBI's taxonomy places the organism in Eukaryota, Metazoa, Platyhelminthes, Cestoda, Cyclophyllidea, Hymenolepididae. The record is from the annotation of a GenBank genome assembly.